UUGCUUUUCCCAAAGAUCCCGCUUUUUCUCUUUCUUCUAAAACCCUAUCGUUCUCUCCCCAGCUAAACAAACAAUCAAACUAAGAAUCUGCAAUCGGCUCUCUCUCACUAUACUCAGAUUCGUAUGCUCUCAUCUCACCUCCCUACGUCUGUUGCAUUGGACGGGUUGUAAUCUAUUGUUAAUGGCUGUCUCUACUUUGUUUUCCACCGGCUUAUUGAAUGAGCAUUCAAUCUCUUUCAUGCCCAUGAAGUUCUGUACUGGGUUAAUGUGCAAUUAUUCAAAUCUAUUUAGUAAACAAGCCUUUUGUCCAAAGCCAGUCUCUGUUUUUGCUGGAUUAAGGCUUUCAAUGAGGAAUGGAAUUCGGUGUAGUACAUUGGAAAUUGAAAGUAGCCCUUCAUUUUCAAUUGGAAAGAAAUUUCAACUUGAUGAUGUGAUUGAGGCACAGCAGUUCGACAGAGAAAUUCUAAGUACUAUAUUUGAAGUUGCGAGAGAGAUGGAGAAGAUUGACAAGAAUUCUCCUGGUUGUCAAAUUCUUAAGGGUUAUCUCAUGGCUACCCUUUUUUAUGAGCCGUCUACUCGUACUAGGCUUUCUUUUGAGUCUGCCAUGAAACGUUUAGGAGGUGAGGUUUUGACUACUGAAAAUGCAAGGGAAUUUUCAUCAGCUGCCAAGGGAGAGACACUUGAAGAUACCGUUAGAACUGUUGAAGGGUAUUCAGACAUCAUUGUUAUGCGUCAUUUUGAAAGUGGUGCUGCAAGAAGAGCUGCAGCAACUGCUAACAUUCCUAUUAUUAAUGCAGGGGAUGGUCCUGGACAGCAUCCAACUCAGGCUCUUUUAGAUAUAUACACUAUAGAUCGAGAGAUAGGUAAAUUGGAUAGCAUUAAAGUUGCAUUUGUGGGAGAUCUUGCAAAUGGGAGGACAGUCCGUUCACUUGCAUACUUGCUUGCCAAAUACAAAGACGUGAAGAUCUAUUUUGUCUCUCCUGAUGUAGUGAAAAUUAAGGAUGAUAUAAAAGACUAUUUGACGGCAAGGGGUGUAAAAUGGGAAGAAUGUGCUGAUUUAAUAGAAGUGGCUUCAAAGUGUGAUGUUGUUUAUCAAACUCGUAUUCAACGAGAAAGGUUUGGAGAGAGAAUUGACCUUUAUGAAGAAGCUCGAGGCAAAUACAUUGUCGACAGUUAUGUGUUAAAUGUGAUGCAGAAGCAUGCUGUGGUCAUGCAUCCUCUCCCGAGGCUUGAUGAGAUAACUGUGGAUGUGGAUACGGAUCCAAGGGCUGCAUAUUUUAGACAAGCAAAGAAUGGUCUCCAUAUCCGAAUGGCGCUUUUGAAACUUCUACUAGUUGGAUGGUGAGGGAUGUGGUUCUGGAAGUAUUGAAUUUUUACAUUUAAUCUUUCUUUAUAGUUUUCUGGCUUUUGAGUGAAAAGAUUUUAUAGCAAACCAAAACUUCGAGAAUGGCCUAACUUCAAGAAA
Messenger RNA from Hevea brasiliensis (rubber tree), 1465 nucleotides. RefSeq names its product aspartate carbamoyltransferase 1, chloroplastic. Gene Ontology annotation, biological process: amino acid metabolic process; 'de novo' pyrimidine nucleobase biosynthetic process. The transcript has 6 exons. Lineage: Eukaryota; Viridiplantae; Streptophyta; Magnoliopsida; Malpighiales; Euphorbiaceae. Gene Ontology annotation, molecular function: amino acid binding; aspartate carbamoyltransferase activity. The coding region runs from base 182 to 1345 and encodes 387 amino acids. The record is from RefSeq and is a predicted model, not a curated record.